This is a messenger RNA of Lodderomyces parapsilosis, 534 nucleotides long. RefSeq names its product peptide alpha-N-acetyltransferase. The record is from RefSeq and is a predicted model, not a curated record. Gene Ontology annotation, molecular function: protein-N-terminal amino-acid acetyltransferase activity. Gene Ontology annotation, biological process: N-terminal peptidyl-methionine acetylation. Lineage: Eukaryota; Fungi; Ascomycota; Pichiomycetes; Serinales; Debaryomycetaceae. The transcript has a single exon. The coding region runs from base 1 to 534 and encodes 177 amino acids. Gene Ontology annotation, cellular component: NatC complex.
AUGGCUGACCCACUAACUACUAUUGACGGGUUCCCGUAUUACCAAUUCGAUAUCAAAAAUCAAGAUGAAUUCAAACGUGUUUCCGAAUUGAUUUCAACUCACCUAUCUGAGCCGUACUCAAUCUACGUCUAUUGGUAUUUUUUGAAUAACUGGCCCCAGUACUGUUUCAUAGUCAAGCAUGAAGAUCAUAUAAUAGGUGUCAUUAUUUCGAAGCUAGAACCGCAUAGAGGAGUACGGUUGAGAGGGUACAUUGGUAUGUUGGUGAUUGACCCCAGUUACAGGAAAAGAGGUAUCGCUAGUAACUUGGUGAAGUUAACCAUUAACAAAAUGAUUGAUGACAAUGUCGAUGAAAUAAUGUUGGAAACCGAAGUGAUCAACAAUGGUGCAUUGAAUUUGUAUGAAAGUUUGGGAUUCCUUCGAACGAAAAGGUUGUAUCGUUAUUACUUGAAUACACAUGACGCAUUCAGGUUGAUACUACCGUUGAGUGACAAGUCACAUACAAGGAUUGCAUUCCUACCGCUUGUUCAGCAGUGA